This is a messenger RNA of Doryrhamphus excisus (bluestripe pipefish), 8499 nucleotides long. RefSeq names its product myosin XVI (gene myo16). The record is from RefSeq and is a predicted model, not a curated record. Gene Ontology annotation, cellular component: nucleoplasm; perinuclear region of cytoplasm; myosin complex. Gene Ontology annotation, biological process: phosphatidylinositol 3-kinase/protein kinase B signal transduction; neuron projection morphogenesis; negative regulation of G1/S transition of mitotic cell cycle. Gene Ontology annotation, molecular function: actin filament binding; cytoskeletal motor activity; ATP binding. Lineage: Eukaryota; Metazoa; Chordata; Actinopteri; Syngnathiformes; Syngnathidae.
CGUCAUGGCUUGGAGGAGGAGGAUGCUGCUUCUCCGGCGCUAGGAAGCAGCUUGCUUACCGACCGGUUCACCCGGGCGGAGGAUGCCGGUGCUUAGUGUGCGAGUGUGUGUGUCUGUGUGUGCGUGUGUGUGUUGCUGCAGUGGAAGCUGCUGCCGCUGUGUGAAUCAUGCAGACACACAAACGCACAGUUUUGGAUAGGUUAAUAAUACCGCCGCUGGCUGGACGCCCUGCUUGACCAUCUCAACGCCUACCUUCCUUCCUUCCUUCCUUCCUUCCUUCCUUCCUUCCUUCCUUCCUUCUGGCUUUCAACCUGACUCUAAAAAUGUCUCAGUACCAUUUCAUCAAAUGCUGCUGCUUCCAGCUAUGUAACGCAUUUCGUCACAACAUGGAGAUCGACCAGUGCCUGCUGGAGUCCCUGCCCAUUGGGCAGCGCCAGCGGGUGGUCAGGAGGAUGCGCUGCGACCAAAUACGGGCGUAUUACGAGAGGGAAAAGAACCUCCAGCAGCGCCAGCAGGGCUCAGGGGUCAAAGUCAGAGGAGUCCCACCUGGCAACCGAAAGUCGAAACAGCAAGUCCGCUUCAGCUUGACCGAUGUCUUACAGGACGCCAUCGUUCGCCAUGACGACAAAGAAGUGCUGCGUCUCCUGAAGGAAGGAGCCGACCCCAACGCUCCCAUUUCCUCCGGGGGUUCUUUGCUACACCUGUGCGCUCGCCACGACAACGUGUUUGCGGCAGAGGUCCUGCUGGAGCGAGGCGUGAGCGUCAGCCUGCAGGACGAGGACCUGUGGACGGCGCUGCAUGUAGCAUGUGUGUGCGACCACCCUGACAUGGUGCUGCUUUUACUGCUGGCCGGGGUUAAUGUUCUCCUGCAGGACGUGGACGGUCACAUUCCUCUGGACUACGCCUCAGAAGAAAGCGAGAGCCGUUAUAUUCUUCAAAAGCACUUGGAGGAAAGCGGCGUGGAUGUGUCGUCUAUCCCCGCCAUGAGGACGCAGAGAUCCAACGCCAUGCUAGCUGACGUUAGGCAGCUCGUAGCCGCGGGGGCAGAUCUCAACCAGCCCGGUGACGACGGGGUCACCUUGCUCCAUAUAGCGUGCGCCAGUGGCUUUCGGGAUGUGGCGGCUGUGCUGUUGGACAACGGGGCCGACCCUCAUCCUGUGGCCGACAACUUUUGGACCCCUCUCCACUUGGCGGCUAAAUAUGGAAAGACAAGCAUCGUUAGUCAACUCCUGAGGCAUGGUGCCAACCCCACCCUGGUGAACUGCAACCAAGACAAGCCCUCAGCGAUCGCUGCAUCAGAGCACAUCGCCGACCUGCUGCUCAGUGGGGAGGCCGUCUGGAUGCAGAGGUUAAAGGACCCGUCCACUCCUCUGCUGUGCACGGACCCUUGCUACCACCAUGGAUCACAUGACCUCAGUAAACCCGUCAAGAACCUGAACCACCUGGGCCUCCCCCUCUCCAAACGGGACAGUCUCCUGGAGAGGUGGGCCAUGUUCCGAGAGGCAGGCGGGGGGCUCAGUCGGCAGCCAUCGCUGGAUAACGUCCUUGAUGGCCCCUUCGGCUCCGGGACAGGCAAACUGGAGCAGGUGAAACUGAUGCCUCCGGCGCCCAACGACGACCUGGCGUCCCUCAGCGAGCUGACGGACAGCGGCCUCCUCUACGAGAUGCAGAAGCGCUUCGCCAAUGAUCAAAUUUACACUUACAUCGGACAUAUUCUCUUACUGGUCAACCCAAACAAAGAGCUGCCCAUCUACUCCACGUUGGUGAGUCAGCUGUACCUGAGCUCCACGGGCCGCCUGUGCUCCUCCCUGCCCCCCCACAUCUUUUCCUCCGCCGAGCGAGCGUACCACAUGAUGCUCCAGGAGCGACGGCCGCAGUGUUUCAUUCUCAGUGGUGAAAGCGGUUCAGGGAAAACAGAAGCCAGUCAGCACAUCGUGCGACACCUGUCAGUCAGAUCCGCCCCGAAAGGCCAAGCCUUGGAGUCCAGGAUGAAACAUGUGAACUGUAUCCUGGAGGCUUUUGGUCAUGCAAAAACGCAGAGGAACUCCAACUCCAGUCGCUUUAUGAAGCUGUUAACCGUGCAAUACUGUGAUAAGAGGAAGACGCUGCUAAGAGCCCACGUGUCCACCUACAUGCUGGAGAAGUCCCGUGUGGUCCAGCUGCCUCCUCUCCAGCGCAGCUUCAACAUCUUCUACCUCCUGGCUGAAGGUCUGCCACCCGAGGAGAAGAGUUCUCUUCACCUGAAUAACAUCUUGUCCCACAGGUAUCUAAGUGGAGGACUUCCAGGAGGAACCCCUUCUGUAUGUGGAGCCUCUCCAGACAGCAUGGAGCGCCUCAGCGCUGUGAAGCAAGCCUUUCAAGCCGUGGGCUUCAACAAGCAGGAAGUGGAUUCCUUGUUUAGGCUUCUAUCCGCCGUGCUGCAUAUCGGGGAUCUGCAUUUCUCCGCACUGACAGACGCUGAAAACGCCAUCGCUGCUGACCUGCACUUGCUGGAGAGAGUGGCUGAGCUGUUGCAGGUGUCUUGCAGUGACCUGAGCGCCGCCCUCACCUCCGACGUCCAAUACUUUAAAGGUGACAUCAUCACACGGCGCCACACGGUGGAGAUGGCUGUGCAGCACAGAGACCAGCUGGCCAAGGCCAUCUAUGGACGGAUCUUCAGCUACCUUGUCAACUGCGUCAAUGACUACCUGCAAGGACAGCAUGACGGCGGGGGUGACUCUUGCUUAGAAAUUGCAAUCCUGGAUAUCUUUGGUUUUGAAGACUUUCACAGGAAUUCCUUUGAACAGCUGUGCAUCAACAUGACCAACGAGCGGCUGAGGCGCUACGUCUCAGAGGUGCUAUUCCAGCAGGAGCAGGCGGAGUGUCUGCAGGAGGGCAUCGCCAUGGAGACCCCGCCGUCCCCCAGCAACCAGCCAGCUGCUCUGGACUUCUUUCUCCAGAAACCCCAGGGACUGCUGAGCGUGCUGGAUGAGGAGAGCCAGAGUCUGCGACCGACGGAGCAGAACCUGUACAAGAGGCUGUCCGCACAGCUCCAUUCCAACCCCGCUCACGGCCUCGCCUUCACCACCAAGGAUGGCAACGGAAACCCCCGUCCCAAGGAUCAAGGCCCGACCUUUACUGUCCUCCACUACACUGGACAGAUUGCUUACGACCUGAGUGGAUCGCUCCUAAAAAACAAGGACUCCCUUCCUCAGAACAUCUUGUUUACCAUGAAGUCGAGCGACAGCGUGUUACUGCAGCAGCUCUUCCGAUCCAAGCUAACACAGACUGGGUCUCUGGUACCGUCGGCUCAAGGCCGGGUCGGGCUGAGGGGGUCCAAAACUGCUUUGCUUCUGCACGGGGCGCCACCAGCCGGCGCUGUCAAUAUUGCUCCCCAACCACACCGAGGGUACCAUGACCUCAACAAGAUGUUCAAGAAGAAAGGCUCCAGCUCCUUCCUCCAGCGACUAGAACGAUGUGGGCCCAUCACCGUGGCGGCCCAGCUGAGGAACUCUCUGUCGGAAGUGAUGGGUAAGCUGCAGGCUUCCACGGCCCACUUUGUGGAGUGCGUGCGUCCCAACGCCGGCGGCCAACCCGAUGCCUUCGACGGCUCCCACGUGUCCGUCCAGCUGCGGCACGUCGGAGUGCUCCACAUGGUGCGCACCAUCCGGUACGGAUAUCCCGUACGCCUGUCCUUCCCUGGCUUCAUCAGCAGAUACAAAGAUCUUGUCGUCCCAACGAUGGCAGGCAAGAAGACGCUAUCGGCGGAGGAGACGUGCCGCUCCGUGCUGCAGCAGACCAAACUCCAGGGAUGGCAGGUGGGCUCCAGCAAAGUGUUCCUCAGAUACUGGCAGGCCGACCAGCUCAACGACCGCUGCUACCAGCUCCAUCAGAAGAUCAUCACCUGCCAGAAAGUGGUACGUGGUUGGCUCGCCAGACAGCGCGUACAUCGCCGGACGUUGUUGUCGCAGCAGAAAGACGGCGAGUGCGGUGUGCGGCGCUUCCUCCAGGGGGCGGAGGACAUGGGCCUGCGGACCUACGACCGCCUGGUCAUCCAGAACGCCUCAGACAUAGCGCGGGAGAGCGAUCGCCUGCGCCGCCAUGGCAACGGUAGCUUACAACACGCCCCCCUCAGCAGCAGCCCGCCACUCGGGGAAAGACCCGACCCCGUGGGCAAGGAGGAGGACCAACCUGUUCAAAGGACUGUGGAAAAAGCCAUCAACGGGGGAAGCCGGGUCAUCCGCCACUUUCGAUCCAGUUCUGUACCCGUCCCCCUCGCCCUGGACAACACCAUUCCGGUCAUCAAAGCGCCGCUUCAGCAAGUAGCGGACAGCACCAGCGGGGGCGCCGCCUCCUCUCCUCGUAAACAACCUCCCCCGAAGCCAAAGAGGGACCCCAACACCCGGCUGAGUGCAUCAUAUGAGGUGGUUAGCGCGGGGCUGGUGAUGGCGGCCAAAGAGAGCCCCACCCCAGAAGGCUACGCAUCACCAGCUGGGAGCCCCCCAAAGUCCCAGCUGUCCCCAACAGACCCCGCAGGGUCAUCCAAGCCCCGCCCCCACAGCGACGACUACACCGCCAUGCGGAAGGUGCCCCCGCCCAAGCCCAAGCGCAGCCCCAACACAAAGCUGACAGGCUCCUACGAGGAGAUAAACGCCGCCACGCCCCUCCUCCACCAGCUGCGCCCCGCCGAUGUCAAGAUGGCACUGCUGUCACGAGCGGGCGGCCUCAUGCAGAAGGCCGCCUCCCUCGAUGCUCCUCAGGACGUAGGGAUGAGUCUCUACCGGGGCCAAGGUGAGGAGGACAUCUACAUCGAGAUGCUGGGCUCUCGGAGCUUGCAGGAGCCGCCCGAUAGCCCGGAGGAGGCGGAGUCAGAAGCAGUGUACGAGGAGAUGACCUUCUUUCCUCCAGAUGAUGCUCCACCACCGGCCUCUGCAACCAAGGCGGCCAGACUGGAGACUCUCAGUCUGGGCCUCCUGACAAGCAGCACGGGUCCCCCUCAGAGCGGGGAGAGCAAGCGCGCGUCCGCGGGGGCGACGACGGCGUUGGAGGUCGCUCACCCUCAGGUGGCGUCCAGGAGCCAGUACGGAAAAGACUGCGACAUCCCACCCCCCUUUCCCAACUUGCUCCCACACAGACCGCCCCUACUGGUGUUCCCGCCGUCCCCCGUCACCUGCUCCCCCGCCUCCGAUGAGUCCCCCCUCACACCCCUGGAGGUGAAAAAGCUGCCGGUGUUCGAGACCAACCUGAACUAUUCCGCCACUCCAGACAGCCCGCUGUCGCCUCAAUAUGUGCGCCAGCGGGCCGACUCGUCCCCGAGCCUCACCGUCCUCAUGCCGGAGAAGAAGAGCACACCUCCGCUCACCCCUCCACUUCCUCUUUCUACCGCCAACGUCCCGCCCCCUCCAUACAGACCGCCAUCACACUUCCCCUUCCCGCCCGAAGCCAACUUUCUGACUCUGACCCGAACCGGUUCUGUCAGCGGGACCCAGUCGGACUCCUCCAAGCCACAAAGGCCCAAUGUGGACCCACUGGGGAAGCCGCCCCCUUACUCCCCGGGGAAGAUGUCCCGUCCUGAGCCUCGCAGAGCGCACUCCUGCUCCUCCUCCCCGCUGCUCUUCAACCCGGCCAAUGGCAGGGCCCUGACCAGCCCCCUGGACGAGCUCAACACCUUGUUCAGCACCGGGCGCAGCUUGCUCAGGAAGUCCUCCACGGGACGCAAGAUGCGGGACGGAGGGUUCAACUCCAACAUCAAUUUACCAGGCCGGGAAGAGUGUGGCUCCGCCCCAUCCUCGCCGUCCCUGCAGCUCCAGGACAAGAACGCUAACAAUCACUCUGUUCACUCCUCAAGCCCCGCCCCUAUUGAGAAUGGCAACCAGAUCUCCAACGGGUCACUGGAGGACGAGGUGCACGUCAAAUCAAACAUGUCCAGCUCCUCUCUGCACAGACACAUGGACAGUCACCACACACAGGCGUUCCAGAAGCUACGUCUUUCCAACGGGAAUGCGGGAACCACCACGACGCGGGACCUUCCACGCUGGCGGCACACGCAGUGUGAGGGGCGGGGCCACUGGAAGCUACGCCCAACUCAUACUCCUCUCCUGCCUCCCACGCUGCUCUGGUCCAGCAGGAAGGCCUCCCCGUGAUCUCAGGACAUGAUGUUUCAAGCUAGCUAAACCUCCAAGGUCCUGCCUCAUGGUUGCAGACCCGAUGGCGCCUUACGGGGACGCCACGACCCUGCCAACUAUGAAGCACUUUGACUCCAAAUAAAAGCAUGGAGGGCAAAUUCCCAGGGACGUUAUGUAGAUGAAUAUUUAUUUCAAAGGAUGACUUAGCUUACUUCGAGAACGAAGUCCGGUUCCAAGUGGUACAAGAAGAGAAGUCCAUCCUAAAGCUGGUGCUGAUUACACUUGACGUGCUUUCCUGCAACGGACGUUUACAAGUCAAGCGACGCCUUCAACCAACAUCUUCAAACACACCAGACGCUUCAGGUAAACAGCUCCAAUACCAAGGUUCUCCGUACCUCAGUCCCAUCCCGAGGUGCAUUCCUCUUGUCUCCUGUUGCCUCCAGCCUUUGAGGCAAACAUCUGGACACAAAUUACCGCACUUAGCUUUGGGGGGGGGGCAGCUCCAACAAAAACCAUAUGCCCCAAAUACCAGAAACGUUUCCAGCUUUGUUGGUUCUGCAUCCCCAGACGCAAAGCAACAGUAGAUCAGGCCGAUCUCGCUACUUUCCCAAGAUGCAUUUGCUGUCAAGUACCAGAACCCGUUCAGGUAAACAGUUUCAUCAUCCAUGUCCUGGUUUGUUUACGUCUUCAGAAACAAGCAACCGCACAUCAGGCACACAUCCCAAGGUGCAUUUGUCUUAAUUCCGCUUAAAGCCGCCCUUUGAGGAAGACUGAGAGUUCCAAUUCCAGGUACCAGAAGCUUUUCAGGUACACGGGUGGUAGACCAACACAAACCAGAGCACAGGCCCCCCAAAUAACAUCCCAAGGUGCAUUUAUCUUCCCUUGUGUAAGUGCCAGCCUUUGGGUAAGACCUCUGGAUGACAACUGCUGCGCUUAACUUUCUGGUAAAACCAAGAUCCAGCAAAAAACCCAUACACGAGGUACAAAGUACCACAUUCCAGGUACACAGAUGGAACACGACACUCUGGCUUCUUCGUGACAAAACAAGAAAACCACCACAGACGUCAGUUACAGCCAGCCUUUGACAAAGUCCUCUCCAUGGAAACUGCUGCUCUUACUUUCUGAUCCAUUGGAGAUGGAAACAAAAACCCCUACACCAGGUACCGGGUACCAGGUACCAGAAAAAUACAAAAGGUACAAAAGUGCAUCUAUCCUCAGCAACAUCGACUCCUGUGGCCGAAAACCACGUACACGGAAAUGACCACACUUAGUACCUUUAUCGUAAAAUGGAAAUCAUGCCAAAAACAAAAUGCACCAGGUACUCGGAACUAGGAACUCUUCAGGUACCCGGAUGUUGGACUGGCGCUAUGGGACCUGACGCCACUACUGUCUCAGCCUUUAAAGAAGACUUCCGGACACAAACGACUUUGCGGGUAAUCCAACCAAAAACUGCUGCAAACAGGAAGCGGUCCUUGUGGAAACCCUGUGCCAAAGUGUCCCAACUCCAACAGUUCUGCAACAUCCCCGGGUCCUCAUCCAGUCUGGAAAAGACUCGAUCCAAGCUGCUCCUGUGGCUCGUGGAUCUCCUUGAACCUGCAAGGUGACCUCAAUGCUUGUACAGAAUCCUCUAGCGUCCUCUACCGUGUGUCUGGACACGCACCUCCAGUCUCUAGUCCCUAGACCCCUAACCCCCAUUCUUUGGUGUUUGACCUCCUAAUGGCGCGAAGCGGGUGUUGCCGUGGUAACGGCUGUGUAAAUAGUGACUGCUGAUGAACGGAGAUGAAUUGACGCUGUCUGAGAUGGGAGUGUCUCGGGUUGGAUGCAAUGACAGAAAGGUUUAUUUUCAAAUGUCAAUACCUUCGUUUUAUGAAAGAUCGGCGAUGGAUAUGGAUCUUCAUACCGUAGUUCUGAUUGCUCAAUCUGUUCCAUCCGCAUUGUUUUUAUGAACGUCUGAUUCUGGGUCCUGGUGCCGACCAGCACCGGCCUAAUGGACCUGCUGUGUCCUGACAAGCUGACGGUUGGCCAGCGUCGUUAGACGAGUGUAUCAAUAGAUCCGAUUGAUUGCUCUGUUCCACCGCUGAUCACUCUUAAUGUGUCUCAUUGAUUCCGCCUUACCGAUUGACGGCAACAUCACAGGAUUGAUCACGGCUGGAGGCCCUGACGCAUUCAUAUUCCAACAGGAAUCAGCAUUUGGACUCGUCUUUGGUGGUCUUUGGUGGUCUUUGGUGGUCUUUGGUGGUCUUUGGUGGUCUUUGGUGGUCUUUGGUGGAUUGAGUGGAUGAAGUCUUAAAGGUCCUCAAUCAUAUGCAUGUACUUUUUUACUUUUUUUUUUUUUUUUUUUACUAUUUUCAAGAAGUGUCAGGGGUCCAGCACCUCCAGCUUUGUGGGCACGUGU